This is a messenger RNA of Lottia gigantea (owl limpet), 891 nucleotides long. RefSeq lists its product as hypothetical. Gene Ontology annotation, cellular component: membrane. Lineage: Eukaryota; Metazoa; Mollusca; Gastropoda; Lottiidae. The record is from RefSeq and is a predicted model, not a curated record. The annotation marks the transcript as partial. Gene Ontology annotation, molecular function: neuropeptide receptor activity. The transcript has 2 exons. Gene Ontology annotation, biological process: G protein-coupled receptor signaling pathway.
UACCUUCAGGCUAUAAUCAUAACUAUGUACACAUUAAUUAUUGUCUUAGCCGUUGGUGGAAAUCUUAUAGUAUGUUAUACAAUUUUACGGGUACGACGCAUGCGCACAGUGAUAAACUUUUUCAUUAUUAGUUUGGCUAUUAGUGAUAUUUUGAUGGCCAUUUUCUGCAUUCCAUUUACUUUUGUGGCGAAUCUUGUGCUGAACUACUGGCCAUUUGGUGACAUUUUGUGUCCCAUAGUGACAUUUUUACAAACCGCUGCCGUAUUUUUAAGCUGUUUUACUCUCGUGGCCAUAAGCAUCGAUCGUUAUGUGGCGAUUAUUUAUCCUUUAAGACAAAAAUUAAGCAAGAAACAAGCAAGUGUUAUAAUAGGAUGUGUUUGGUUCUGUUCCUUCAUUAUCCCAUUACCGACUGCUUUAUAUUCUAAAGCUCAUAAAUACGUCGACUACCCUACAGCACCAGAAUUUUGUGAGGAAAUCUGGAGUAAUGGAACUGCUAGGUAUACCUACAGUGUCAGUAUAUUACUAUUACAAUAUUUUAUACCACUCCUAGUACUAGCCUUUACUUAUGGUAGAAUAACAUAUGUAAUGUGUAUCAAGAAACCACCUGGUGAAGCUGUAUCUACAAGAGAUCGAAUUAUGGCUGAGUCAAAACGAAAGAUUACGAAGAUGAUGAUAAUAGUUGUUAUAAUAUACGCUGUUUGCUGGCUACCACUUCACGUUAUCACCAUUAUAGGUGCUGUUAACCCGGGUAUUUACGAUGGCCAGUAUAUGAAUAUCGUGUGGAUGGCUUCUCAUUGGCUCGCCAUGUCGAACUGUAUGUAUAAUCCAUUUGUGUACUGCUGGAUGAACUCCAAGUUCCGACACGGAUUUUUAAGAGUAUUAAACUGUUUG